GUGACACAAUGGGUGACACAAUGGGUGGCAGUGGGAGUCGCAGUGGGUGACAGUGACAAUGGGUGCCACGAGGGAUGACAAAAUGGGUGUCAAUGAGUGACAGUGGGCGACGUGGUGGGUGACAGUGGGGGAAAAUGGGUGUCUGAGUGACAGUGGGUGACGGCGGGUGACAGUGGGUGACACUGUGUGACAAUGGGAGUCGCAGUGGGUGACACAGUGGGUGACAGUGGGUGACACUGACAGCGGGUGCCACAAUGAGCGUCAACGUGUGUCAGCGGGUGACAGCGGGUACCACAAUGUGCAUCCCUCCAUGUCCCCCGUGUCCCCCCUUGUCCCCCUUUUCCCCCCACGUCCCUCCUGCAGGGCUGCUGUUCGUGGUGGAGCUCGCCUCCAUCCUCUCCCGUUUCCCCAACUCCUCGCUGCUGUGGCCUCACAGCCCCGGCCGCCCCACAGCCGAGCCGGCGGAUCCCGACUCCACCGACGGCUACCGGGGCUACGCCGUGGCCGUGGGAGAGUUGGACGGCGACCCCAAAACCAAAGAGUUCGUGGUGGGGGUCCCCAAUAAGGGCAGCACCAGGGGCGAGGUGGAGAUCUUCAGUGCGGGGCUGGCGCUGCGCCGCGUGCACGGCAUCCCCAGUGAGCAGGUGGCCUCCUACUUUGGGCACACUGUGGCCGUGGCCGAUGUCAACGGGGACGGGAGGGACGACGUGCUGGUGGGAGCCCCGCUGUUCGUGGAGCGGAGCGCGGACGGGAAGCAGCGCGAGGUGGGGCGGCUCUACGUCUACCUGGGCGGCUCCCGGCGGCCAUGGGAGCGGCGCCCCCAGACCCUGACGGGCACGGAGCCCUACGGCCACUUCGCCGCCGCCAUCGCCCCGCUGGGGGACCUGGACCUCGACGGCUGCGGCGACGUGGCGGUUGGCGCCCCAUACGGCGGUGACGAUGGCAGCGGGGCGGUGCUCAUCUUCCGGGGGCAGCGGGAGGGGCUCAGCCCGACCCCAGCGCAGCGCCUCAGCAGCCCCUUCCCCGGCCCUGCCGCCUUCGGCUUCGCGCUCCGUGGUGGCACCGACAUCGAUGGCAACGGGUACCCAGAUCUGCUGGUCGGUGCUUUUGGGGUCUCCAUGGUGGCCGUGUACAGGGCGCAGCCGGUGGUGGUGGCCCAGGCGCAGCUGAGCGUCCCCAGCGGGCUGAACCCACGGGUGACAGAGUGCGUCCUGCCAGGGAGUGACAGCCGUGUCACCUGCUUCGAGGCGCAGCUCUGUGUCUCCGUGUCGGGACGCCGCAUCCCUCGCAGCAUCCGGCUGGUGGCAGAGCUGCAGCUGGACCGCCUGAAGCAGAGGGGACACCGCAGGGUGCUGCUGCUGCGGGGACAGCAGGCGGCGUGGCAGCGGGAGGUGACCUUGGAGCCGGGGAUGUCACCGCAGUGCCACCAACUGGCUGCGUACCUGAGGGACGAAGGGGACUUCAGGGACAAACUGAGCCCCAUCGUCACCAGCCUCAGCCUGGCGCUGCCGCCCCCAGACCCCAAAGGCCUGGGCCUGGUGCUCUAUGGGGACACCCACGUGCAGGCGCAGACCCACAUCAUCCUGGAGGACUGUGGUGAUGACAACGUCUGCGUCCCCGACCUGCGCCUCUCUGCCCACACGCUGGAUGCACGGCUGCGGAUCGGCGAUGACAACGCGGUGACACUGCGGGUCGGGGCCACCAACAUGGGGGAGGGGGCUUUCGAGGCCGAGCUGUGGGUGCAGCUCCCGGAUGGCAGCUUCUACCAGCGGGCGCUGAGUGACACACAGGAGAAGCUGAGCUGCAACCCCAGGAAGGAGAACGGAACCCACGUGGUGGUGUGCGACAUGGGCAACCCCAUGAAGGCGGGCACACAGAUCGCUGUGGCUGUGGAGCUGAGUGUCACCGGGUUGGAGGACGCGGGUGAUGCCAUCACCUUCCACCUGCAGCUCAGGAGCAAGAACAGCCCCAGCGUCACCGCGGCCGUGACCAUCCCUGUGGAAGCGCACGCAGAGAUGGAGCUGAGGGGCAUGUCCCUGCCUGCCACCACCGUGCUGCCCAUGGAGUGGCGGCAGGCUGGGGACAGCCGCCAGCCGGAGAACCAUGGGGUGCGCGUGGAGCACGUCUACCAGCUGCACAAUAAGGGCCCGGCCACCGUCACCAACGUCACCCUGAGCCUCCACAUCCCCGUCGCCGCGGGCGGCCGCACGCUGCUGUACCUCCUGGAGCUGGGCACCGAGGGUGGCAUCACCUGCGUGCCACCGCCGGACCUCAACCCCAUGCAGCUGGAGGUGGCCCAAGCCCCGGAUGUGGGGCAGAGCAACGGGACGCGGCGGCGGGAGCGCAGGGACGCGGGGGACGAGGAGGAGAGCGUCAGUGUGGACUGUGGCAAUGCCACCUGUGCAGAGGUGUGGUGCCAGGCGGGCAGCAUGGCGCAGGGACAGCGCGUGUUGGUGGCCGUCCGCGCGCUGCUCUGGAUGGAAACCCUGCAGCAGGACGGCCACCCCCAGCACCUCUCCAUCCACUCCUGGGCCUCCUUCAACACCUCAGCCAUGCCGUACCACGUCCAGCCCCACGUGCUGCCCCACGGCACCGCCACGGCUGUCACCGAGGUGCUGCGCUCCCGGCCCGCUGCCGUCCCGGUGUGGUGGGUGGUGCUGGGGGUGCUGGCGGGGCUCCUCCUGCUUGCCCUCCUCGUCCUUCUGAUGGGGAUGAUGGGGUUCUUCAAGAGGACGCGGCCGCCGGCAGAGGGGGACACUGGGGAGGGGGCAGCAGAACAGGGACAGGGCACGGAGAUGGGGGACGGCCAGGGGUAG
Lagopus leucura (white-tailed ptarmigan) is the source of this 2816-nucleotide messenger RNA. RefSeq names its product integrin subunit alpha 2b (gene ITGA2B). Gene Ontology annotation, biological process: cell-matrix adhesion; cell adhesion mediated by integrin; angiogenesis. The coding region runs from base 255 to 2816 and encodes 853 amino acids. Gene Ontology annotation, cellular component: external side of plasma membrane; integrin complex. The transcript is spliced from 24 exons. NCBI's taxonomy places the organism in Eukaryota, Metazoa, Chordata, Aves, Galliformes, Phasianidae. The record is from RefSeq and is a predicted model, not a curated record. Gene Ontology annotation, molecular function: integrin binding.